AUGUCUCUGAGCGCUGUGAAAUGUGGGGAGAGGCCCAGGGGAAAGUUGCUGCAGGUGCUGUUAAAAAAAGCACGUUUUAAAAAAGGGUAUUCCUUCUUUACCACCAUUAGGUCAUUUAAUUCCGUUCUGCGGUUAUUUCGACAUUCCUUUGGAUGUUUCUGGAAGGGAGGCUGUGUUAUAAAUUAUGACUUUAGCCCAAUCAGUAAAGCCAUGAAUUUUUUUUUUUUUAACUUUCUGCCAGUCACACUCAUGAUGUGUGUUCUCCCUGUCAGGAGUUGCGCUAAGAAGUGGAAAUACAAGGAUAAUGGAAAUACAAUUUUUUAA
Molecule: messenger RNA, 324 nt
Organism: Rangifer tarandus platyrhynchus (Svalbard reindeer)
Lineage: Eukaryota; Metazoa; Chordata; Mammalia; Artiodactyla; Cervidae
Source: the annotation of a GenBank genome assembly